CACAAUGAGUUUCUUUUACAGAAACCUACGAGCAGUCCUUCCGAAGGAGUGAGCUUGAUCGCUUUGCUAAAUUAGUUGUACGUUAAAGUGUAUUUAACGAACCAGUCAAUUCCUGAUUUCAUAUUUCCUAUUCUCUGAGCUGACUAAGCUAAUGAAGAACAAGUCGGUCCCGUAUUAACUCGUUGAAAAGGUGCAAUCAAGGCCUCAGGACAGAAAGCACCACUACAAUAACGGGGGAAGACUGACAGAAACUGCACAAUUUUUCCUUGAUUUCAUCCUUCUCCUUAUGACACUAUUAUAUUUCAUAUUUUUACCUAUUUAUUUAAAACUUUAAGCAGGCUUUUAUAUUUAUUUUCAAUGGUUCUCUUUCUGGACUGAAAUUGGAGGGGAAAACAAUCUUCUCUUUCGCUUUUUUGAAAAACAAUUAUCAUUGUGAACAAUGAUUCCUGUGUUUAGUCCCAGCAGCGCCACCUAGUGUUGGAACAUUGCCUCUGCACACUCUGAGAUUCAUACGAGAAUUUCUCAAUCAGCCAGUGUUAUUUUCCCUUAAUGAUGAGUGAUGAUAAUUCAGACUCGGCCCCUAGCAGUGACCCAAGGGGUGGAAUGGGUGGGGCUGAGGGGGAACCUGGGCAACAAAGCUCAAAGCUGAUUGGAGGCCCCUCUUUGGGGGCCUCUCCGGGGUUGUCGCGCCCCCUCUGCUGCCCCAGGGAACCGCGGGCCCCGAACUCGGACGACACGGACGCCCUGUCGAGCGGCAACGACUCCGGGGAGAGGGAGAGCGAGGGCGGGGCCAGGGGACGCCAGUCCACACGGAGCUCCUCCCACAGCUCGUCCAGCCGCAACGGGAAGGACUCCGCCAUCGUCCUGGAAACCACCGAGAGCAACAAGAGCUCCAGCUUUCAGAGCGGAUCCCCCCCCAGCUGUUUCAGCUCGGAGCAGGGCCCCGCCUCCACCUCGGGCUGCAGCAGCGAGCAGUCGGCCCGGCUGCAGAAGGAGCUGAGCCAGGCCCUGAAGGAGCUAAAGAUCCGCGUCCCCGCCCAGCGCAAGGGCAAGGGCUACUCCAGCACGCUGGCCGCACUCAAAUACGCCCUCACCUGUGUCAAACAAGUGCGAGCCAAUCAAGAGUACUAUCACCAGUGGAAUGUGGAGGACAGCCACGGGUGCAGUCUGGACCUCUCCACCUUCACCUUUGAGGAGCUGGACAACAUCACCUCUGAGUACACUCUGAAAAACACAGACACGUUCUCCAUGGCCGUCUCCUUCCUGUCGGGGAAGGUGGUGUACAUCUCGCCCCAGGGCUCGUCCAUGCUGCGCUGCCGGCUGGAGCUCCUGCUGGGGGCGCUGUUCUCUGAGCUGCUGGCGCCCCAGGACGUCAGCACCUUCUACAGCAGCACCGCGCCCUGCCGCCUGCCCCACUGGCCCUCCUGCCUGGGCUCAGCUGCCUCCCCCGUGGACAGCGCUCAGGAGAAGUCCAUGUUCUGCCGGAUCAGCGGGGGCCGGGAGUACGAGGGCGGGGCGCGGUACUACCCGUUCCGCCUCACCCCGUACCAGCUGACCCUGCGCGACUCGGACGCCUGCGACCCCCAGCCCUGCUGCCUGCUCAUCGCCGAGAGGGUGCACUCCGGAUACGAGGCUCCCCGGAUCCCUGCGGAUAAGAGGAUCUUCACCACUAGUCACUCUCCGAGCUGCCUGUUCCAGGAGGUGGACGAGAGGGCGGUGCCGUUGUUGGGGUACCUUCCCCAGGAUCUGGUGGGGGCUCCUGUGCUCUUACACCUGCACCCCGAGGACAGAGCGGUCAUGGUGGCCAUCCACAAGAAGAUCCUCCAGUUCGCUGGCCAGCCGUUUGACCACUCUCCCCUGCGUAUGUGCGCUCGGAGCGGGGAGUACCUCACCAUCGACACCAGCUGGUCCUCCUUCGUCAACCCCUGGAGCCGCAAGGUGGCCUUCAUCGUGGGGCGGCACAAAGUCCGCACGGCACCCCUGAAUGAGGACGUGUUCACCCCGCCUCGGGGGGAGGAGGGCCGGGGCAUGGUGCCGGAGAUCCAGCAGCUGAGCGAGCAGAUCCACCGGCUCCUGCUGCAGCCCAGCCAACUGGGCGGCGCGGGCGGGCUGCUGGAGUAUCCCAGCGCUGCCUCGUCCAGCGACAGUGCUGCAGGACCCCCCCGCCCACACAAACCUAUGACCUUCCAGCAGAUGUGUAAGGACGUGCAUGUGGUGAAGUCCAGCGGGCAGCAGGUGUACAUCGAGUCUCGCAGCCGGGCCCCCCCUCGCAUACGCUCCAGCGCUGCAGAGGGAACCCUCAAGGUCACAGAGAUGUCCAGACUGAUGGGGGACGCGACAAGGCAGGCCGAGACUGUCCAGAACACGGUGACGCCCCGUUCACCGCCUCUUCGCAAAGGCAACGCCCCGGCCUACUCCUACCAGCAGAUCAACUGCCUGGACAGCAUCGUACGCUACCUGGAGAGUUGCAACGUUCCCAACACGGUGAAGAGGAAGUGCGAGUCCUCCUCAGGAACUACGUCCUCCACGUCGGAUGAAGACCGGCAGAAGGACUCCGGAGGCCCCAAAGACGCGCCCCCCCUGCCCCCCCUGGCCCUGCCCCCGAAGGCGGAGAGCGUGACCUCUCACUGCAGCUUCAGCAGCACCAUCGUCCACGUCGGGGACAAGAAGCCCCCCGAGUCAGACAUCGUGAUGGAGGAGGCUCCGCCCGCCCCGCCCUCCGCCCUGACCCCGGCCCCGGCGGCCCCGCCCCCCGCGGCCUCCCCCGCCCCCGCAGCGCCGGAGCGGGACCUGUGCGUGGGGCUGACGAAGGAGGUGCUCCUGGUGCACACGCAGCAGGAGGAGCAGGCCUUCCUGGGGCGCUUUCAGGACCUGAGCAGCCUGCCGGACCCCCCCUCCGGCCCCCAGCCCCGCGCAGCGAGGGGCCACUACGCCUCCACCGGCGGCAUCAGAGGGGUGCGUAGCUCCCGGGACUAUCCCACCGUGGCCAGUAGUGGGCGCCGAAGAGGCCGAGGAGGAAAGAGACUCAAGCACCAGGAAACGUCCGAUCAGAGCUGCUCCUUGGGGCCGGGGGGCGCAUUUUUGGGGCCCUUGGGGGGCGUGGCAGCUGGGUCGGCCUCUGUCCCACUGCACACCCAGGUGUCCAUGGGCCCCCAGACGUCCUCCUCCUCCUGGCCCAACUCUGUGGGGUCCCAGGCCAGCCUGCCCUCCCUGCCGUACCACCCCGCCGUCCUGCCCCUCUACCCCCUGUACCCCCCUCUGGCCCCGCCCAUGCCCCACCCCGCUGUGGACGUGCCCAAUCCUGACGCCUCCCUGCGCUAUCCCUUGCAGUGCGCCCAAUUGGCUCCGCCCCUGGCCUCUCCCAUGAUGGCGUUCGUUCUGCCCAAUUACAUUUUCCCCCAACCCAACCCUCCCGUUCUGCAACCCAACCUUCCAAUUCAGCAACCCAACCUUUCCGUUCCGCAAAGCAACCCUCCCGUUCUGCAACCCAACCCUCCAAUUCCACAAGCCAGUUCCACCCAGGAGUUUUACAACCCCGAUCACAUGUUCCCCUUCCCCCGUCCCGCGCCGGUGGCCCCCGCCGCGGCCCUGCGCGCCCCCCCGUCCCGUUCCAGCACCCCCCUGUCCUGCAGUCAGCCGCCCCCCGAAAGGGACGGGACAGAUUCUCCCCUCUUCCAGUCCCGCUGCUCCUCCCCCCUCAACCUGCUGCAGCUGGAGGAGUUGCCUAGCAACCGGCUGGAAAUGUCAGCCCUGGUUGCCACCCAGCAGGCCACACCCACCCUAAACGGGGCUGCGCCGGAUUGGACGGCGCAGCAGGGAGGCGUCGCCACAAUGCAGGCCUCCACGAACCCAAGCGACGCAGUCGGGGACGGCAAAGAGAACGAGACGACGGAAGCCAACGAGUCGUCCAACCAGGAUGCCAUGUCCACCUCCAGUGACCUGCUGGACCUGCUGCUCCAGGAGGACUCCCGAUCGGGCACCGGCUCGGCCGCCUCGGGCUCGGGGUCCUCCAGGUCCGGCUCCCAGGGCUGCAGCAUGACGGAGAGCGGCACCAGGAGCAGUCAGAGCAGCCACACCAGCCAGUACUUCGGCAGCAUCGACUCCUCCGAGAACGAGCACUCCCGGAAGCAGCCAGCAGGGGGCGCGGGCGAGGAGCAGUUCAUCAAGUACGUCCUGCAGGACCCCAUCUGGCUGCUCAUGGCCAACACCGACGAGAAGGUGAUGAUGACCUACCAGCUGCCUGUCAGGGACCGGGAGCAGGUCCUGCUGGAGGACAGGAGGGCUCUGAGGUCCAUGCAGAAGCAGCAGCCUCGUUUCAGCGAGCUGCAGAAGAGGGAGCUGAGCCUGGUGCACCCCUGGAUCCGCACGGGACGCCUGCCCCCAGCCAUCGACAUACAGAUGUGUGUGGAGUGCGGCUUAUCCCCCGCUGUUCCGGAGGCCACGCCUUUCGACGUGCAGAUCCACGACAUGGACCUGACCGGGGUUCCCGACCCGCCCCUCCAGGCCGCCACGGACGCCCCGGCCCAAACCAGCGACCAGGAAAUGACGUCGGAGGAACAGGAAGUGACCUCGCGGUCAGCCGUGGAGAAAUGGUCGCUUGAGACCGGAAUGGCCCACUGAAGCGCCAGGGAGGAGCCUGGCGAUGUGUGACUCUUAAUAACCCUGGAGUGGUGCGCCGACGCACACGCUGUGUGUGGAGCGCCCGGUCGGGUGGCGGGGUUCAGUUUGGCCCCUGCAGGCUUCCGUACCUGCUGCUGCAGUCAGAGCAGGUCAGGUUUGCCCGGACACCGGCCGCACCGCGGUCGAGCGGGAGGCCCAGCUUUCCCGCGUGGCGCGCAGUUUACACGGUCAGCGCCUCGGUGACGUGUAGUGCGCGCGUGGUCAGUGUGUCAGUCGCCCGUCAGUUUCGCGCGGUCAGCGUGUCAGUACCUGUCAGUGAGCUGUCUGUGGAAAAUCUCCAUCUUUGAGGCUUUCUGGUCUCCAGUAGUUUUUAGGGGAGGAAAAGAUCUAUAGCGUACGUUUUUGAGUCAAGUUAUUUAAAAAGAUUGGUGACUGGCAAAGCAAAUGAAAACGGAGGGGGAAAAUGGGUCAUGGCAAGACAGCGUGACCUCUGAUUGGCUGACGAUACAGGAAGUAGGAAGUGGGGAGGACAGGGGAGGUGGAGGGCACACAGCUCUCCACAGCAGUUGAGAGAUCCUGUCUGGUCUUAACACUGUCCGGUUCAUGCAAAGUGCAUUUCCACACCACGGCGACGACUACUGUCCUUCUCAACAACACUAGAAGUAGAGGUGUGGAAAAGUGUAAAUGUUGCUUACUGAACUGAAAGAGGCCAUUUUGAGCGAUGACUCAGCUCGAUUGUACAGUGGUGCUUUGGCAUAUCCCUGACAAGAAAAGGUCCUCUGAAAGACUAAAUCAGUUUCGCUUGAUCAGUACGUUUGAAUGUUUCUGAAGGUUUAGUGUUCAUCCACUGAAAGAAAAGGUUGUUUAUUUUUUAAUACAGUGUAUAUAUUUUUGUACUUCAUUGUAAAUUAUGUAUUUGUAACUAUUUCUGUAAGUGUGUGUGUGAGAGUGAGAGAAAGCAAGUGAAAGAGUGAAAGAGAGAGAGUAUGCGUGUGUAUGCAUUACAUAUCCCAGCAUGGAUUGGGAGAAAUGUCAGUUUGAGUAAGAAUGCCCCCUUACAUCCAUAUAAUUGAAAUAGCGUCCCCAUGGUAACAGACCCUUCGACUAUUCUAGCUGUGUGGUCUACUGUAUGCUGUGUGGUCUACUGUAUGCUGCAUUGUAUACUAUAUGCUGUGUGGUAUACUAUAUGCUGCUGUCUGUGCUCCUGUGGUGGCUUCCGCCCAGUAGUGUUGUCAAGGCUUGGGUUUACCUUUUGAUUCAUUGUUGGCCACAGUCGCACAACUGGAACGACCAGGAACGUCAGGAAUCUGCGACCAUUACUGGCUGAGUGUGACCCUGUCGAGCACUGUCGUGGUGAGGGACAAAUCUUUUGACUUCGAGCUCAAGUCAGAAUGCUCAGGAUUUCUGAAACCUUAUUGGUGGGCAUGUUUCCAUGGGACCCAGGACAAGGUUCAGCAUGAUGUGGACAAUCCAAGGAGUCAUUUUCUCUCUUUCGUUCCGUGCAAGUCACUUUGGAAUUGGUUAUGUGCAAUUGCAUCAGUGGUCUUCAGUAUGUUGGAAUUAUUUUUUGUUUGUUAAUAAAAUAAUGAAAUGCCA
Conger conger (European conger) is the source of this 6216-nucleotide messenger RNA. Its product is annotated as period circadian protein homolog 1-like. Gene Ontology annotation, molecular function: transcription cis-regulatory region binding; transcription corepressor binding. Bases 550 to 4620 code for a protein of 1356 amino acids. Lineage: Eukaryota; Metazoa; Chordata; Actinopteri; Anguilliformes; Congridae. The record is from RefSeq and is a predicted model, not a curated record. Gene Ontology annotation, biological process: negative regulation of transcription by RNA polymerase II; circadian regulation of gene expression; entrainment of circadian clock by photoperiod. The transcript has 20 exons. Gene Ontology annotation, cellular component: cytoplasm; nucleus.